Messenger RNA from Xyrichtys novacula (pearly razorfish), 20031 nucleotides. The record is from the annotation of a GenBank genome assembly. Lineage: Eukaryota; Metazoa; Chordata; Actinopteri; Labriformes; Labridae.
AAUAGGAGCUGACCCACUUUAUCACAGAGUCACAGUUACUCCUUACCACAUGAGAGGGAGUGCUGUUGUUCUGGAUAUCAGCCACAACAGUUCUGUCAACAACACCAAGGGCUCACACACACACACACACACACACACACACACACACACACACACACACACACACACACACAUGGCUGAGUGCAAGUAUUUACUCAAAUAGUUAUACAAUUCAACAACUCAACUGUUGUUUAGCCACCUGCGCUCUUGCAGAAGAGUGUUUUCAUACAAGCUGUGAAAUUGGAAUAGCUGUGUGGUCUUGUGGUGUCAAGUUGUCAAGGACAAGACUGACAGUAUGUGCUCUCAUGCUACCAGGGUACCCUCUGGAUACACUGUUGAGAGGGAAGUGAUGCACGUUGUGGAAAGUCCAGUAAUGUUGAUCUCUCUAUGAGCUGUGCAGCCAAGCCACUCAUUCACUCAGGUCUCUUCGUUGGAUCUUAUCGUUUUACAAUUGUGUUUAUGAUAUUUUAGAGUACCACCUAGCAGCUGUGUGACCUCAUGAAACUGACUCCUGGAGAGUUUUAGAUCCUGCUGCAUCGAUUACAUAAUAAAGGUGAGUGUUUUGAUCUUUCUUUUCACCCACUGCCCUCAUUCACUUCUCUUCAUUCAUGAGUUACAUAGGAUCCAGCAUACAAACUACAAACUGGCAGGCUGGCUGUGAAUCCGUGGCACUUUUCCAGCUGACUUACACAAGUGUUUUCCUCGUGUUAACGUAACAAGCUUCAUAAUUUAUGAGGAAGAGUUUAGGUCAAAACACGCAAAAGGGGAAUUAGGCUCAGACGAGAAUCUAAACUCUAGUCCGGCCCAUAACUAGCUGUCAUCAAACACAGCAUGAAUAAAAGCAUGAUGUCAAAACUGUCCGUACAAACAAGUUCCAAGUUUGACUUAUAGAGGUAACAGGACUUGUUCAGUGGUUCAUUUCUUAGAGCAGGCCUUAUUAAUAAUCUCAUAGAAACUCCACCUGGAAGAAUUUCUGUAACUUUGAAAUAAGUAGAGUCAUACAUAAACUUUACAUAAGCUCAUGAGAGAGGAUGUAGAAGUUAAAAUAGUGUAUGCCUAAUCAUUUGUAAAAAGAAGGAGCAAAGCAGUCAUACACAUGCUUGAUGGUACUUCAACAAUUUUAGUUUUAAUAAAACUAGAACAGAAAGUAAACCAUAUUCUGGGUAACUAGCUGUCCCUGCUGUGCAGCUCAUCAGCAAUAUAACCUCAGAUGAACUCAUCUGAGCUCUCCAAACAGUCUUUUCAGGAUUAUGACCUUUAUCCCUGUACAGUCCCUUCUCAACAUCUGUAUUUGACAUCCAUCGGGCUUAUCUGUCUGUCAGUGCACUCUGCAGCAGUGGAUAACUAUGGCUCUCAACAUUCCAGGUGUGGUUGUAGUGGUGCUGUUCUAUAUCCUGAUCCUGGGGACAGGGAUGUGGGCUGCCCAAAAGUCCAGGAGGGCUGAGAGGACUUGCCGAGGGGAUAGGACAGAGGUGGUGCUGCUGGGAGACAGAAAUAUAAACUUGGUAGUUGGAAUUUUUACUAUGACUGGUAAGAGUCAGAACCUUUGCAGGUCUUCAUUGAUUGUAUGUGUUUUUACUGGCAGAACAUGAAUACGUUUCUAAGAUGACAUGAGUUUAGUAGUAAUAGUGUGCAGCAGAGCUGCUCCAGAUGCUUGCCGAAUAAAAAUGCUAAAUAUCUGUGCUUCAAGUCUCUGCGUACAUGAGUAAUUAAAAAAGCUGCAAAGGAAAGAGUGUAAGGGGGAAAGUUACAGUAUAUCUUGGUUUAUGUGCAUAUGUCUGUGUCAUUAUCUCAUAGCUACGUGGGUUGGAGGCGGUUUUAUCUUGGGUACAGCUGAGGCAGUCUAUUCUCCUAAACUGGGCCUGAUAUGGGCCCUCAUGCCUGUGCAAUACUCGGUGUCCUUCGUAAUAGGUAAGUCAUGAAAGCAGUGAGCUGCGCUGACUGUCUGAUGCUCAUUUCAGGACUUAAGUUCUAUUUUUGUGAGGCUCAUCUGAUCUACACUUACAGUAAAGAGAGAAAAUAUACAGGGAUAAGAAUUUAGUCCAGGAAGAUCAAAAACAAUCAAUAUUUCAAACCAGUAAAACUGCAACAUUGCAAAACGAUAAAUGAAGUCAUAUGUUUAAUAAUCUAUUUACUGCACAAGGUGGACUUUUCUUUGCCAAGCCGAUGAGAGAAAAGAAAUAUAUCACCAUGAUGGACCCGUUCCAGAUCAAGUACGGAAAAGUACUGAGUGGUGCUCUGGUGCUGCCCUCCUUGCUGGUGGAUGUGCUGUGGGUGUCCUGUACUCUGCUGGGCUUAGGUAAACAAACAAGACCAGAGUUGAAACACUCUCAACUAGUGGACACAAUGAAAGAGUUUUAAACUCCCUCUCUCUCUCUCUCUCUCUCUCUCUCUCUCUGCGUGGUGGUGGGGGGGUCCACCAGGAGCGACUAUGAGUGUGAUACUGGACUUACCCUACGGCUAUUCUGUCUGGAUCUCAUCAGCUGUGGCCAUCAUCUACACUCUUUUAGGAGGCCUGUAUUCAGUGGCUUACACAGAUGUCAUCCAGCUCUCUCUGGCUUUCCUCAGUUUGGUGAGUUACACUGCCUCCUACUGCACAACACUCAUUCAGAAGUUUGACACUAGGCUACUCCUUCAUACUGUACAUCUGGAGCACAAAUCAAGCUUCACUAGCCGUCAUACAUACAACAACGUUUACUCUUGGGUCCCCAUGUGUGAAGCCUGCUGGUUUGUUCCCAAACUUCAGUUCGGUAUCAACAAUGUUCUUUGAAGAGAUAUUUCACUGUUUUCAAAGUGGGUUGUAUGAGUUACAUAUCACCAUCAAGUAUCAUCUGGCUUCGCUUGAUAGCAGAUGCUUUGCUCCUUUCUCUCAGCUUUGCUUUCCUUACUUUCUUUUUUUUUUUUCACUGCUAUUUCUUUCCUUUUAUGGACUUUUAGUCCUGGAUAUAUAUAUUUUCUGCAGUCUAAAGAUUAAAUUGUCCAAAGCCAUGUUUCAAAGGUUUUUACGGCUUUUUUCAAGACUUUGUGAACGUGGCCCACCAUCAGCUCAAGUCUGCACUACAGCAAGUUGAUAUAGCGGGAGCUAACUAGCAACAGGAUGCUACCCUUCACCCCUGACAAUUUCAUGGACGAUUUUGUGGACAAAUGCCACAAAUUUGUGCAGGAGAUCGCUUUGUUGGAAACCAAAAUCCACAGAUUAGAAGUUAAUGUGGAGGUUAACGGACUGUGUGGAAAUGAAACCACUCUUCCUUUCAGUGGACAAGAGAAUGCUAACACACAGCUACUUAACACUUAUAAGAAACAGGAGAGCUGUGACCUCCACAAUAUAUCUUCACACAGAAGUCCUCCCUGGAAUACUCUUGGGGCAAAGAUCUCUGCUCCUUGUAACAUGAGUGGAAGAAUAACAGGAAGAACCGUCCACCCAGAGAUUUCUGAUGCUAUCAGCUGGCCAGCAUUACCAUCCUCCUCCUCAAACAGUCAGCCCACAAAUGUACAAAUACUGCUCCUACCAUAUUAAAUCUAACAGUAUUCAAUGUCAGGUCAUUAUCAGGCAAAUCAUUUUUAAUUAACAAAUACGUUGUUCAGAACCACCUUGACUUUAUGUUCUUGACUGAAACUUGGUUAGGCCAAGAUAACAGUGCAACAGUUCUCAUUGAAUCAAUGCCUCCUAACGUCAGCCUUAUGAGUGAAGCUAGUGUCGGUAAGAAAGGAGGUGGAACCACCAUUUUGUCUAAUAAAAAUUUUCAACACAGGAAAAUGUUGUAUGGAAACUUCAACUCCUUUGAAUAUGUUGCUGUUCAGUUGAGAGCCUCCUGCCAUGCAGUAUUACUCCCUAUCUACAGGCCCCCCAAACAUAAUGCACUGUUUUUUGAUGAGUUUUCCAAACUACUGUCUAUUAUCUGGAUUGAGUUUAACUGUGUGCUUCUAGCGGGUGAUUUUAACAUUCAUGUUGAUAAUGUGACAGAUGGGUGUGUGAAGGAACCCUCAAUUACUCUGGAUAUCUUUGGACUCUCUCAGCAUGUAAGGGAUCCAACAUAUAACAAGGGGCACAUUUUAGAUCUCAUUAUCUCCAAGGGUCUAAACAUUUCUGGUGUUGUGGUGAGUGAUAAUGCUCUUUCUGAUCAUUAUCAUUGUUCAGUUUAAAAUUGCUGUCCCUGCUAAGUUUAGCAAAGGUGAAGAGGAGGUGAUGAGAAAGCGGUCUAUUAACAACAGCACUGGCACACUAUUCACUAAGGCUGUUACAUCAUCACCAACUCUGUUCUCAGACUCUGUCAAUGACCUUGUUAAUAACUUCAGCUUCAAUGUUAUGACUGUCAUGGAUGCCAUUGCUCCAAUUAAGACCAAAGUUAUCUCUCGAAGGAAAAAGUCACCAUGGAGGAACACCACUCUGGUGAAACCUCAAAAAAGAGAGUGUAGGCAGGCUGAACGCAGAAGGCGUAAAACCAAACUCCAGGUACAUUGUGAAAUUUAUAAAGAGAGUCUUCACAUCUAUAGCCAAGAAUUGAAAAAGACAAGUCAGCCUUUUUUUCUGAGAUUAUCAAAAAAUAAUACCAACAGUGCCUGCACUUUACUCACUGUUGUGGAAAGACUGACAAACCCUCUAAUAUCUGCUCCUCCUGAACUGCUGUCAAACAAGUCAUGCAAUGACUUAGCAGCCUUUUUUAUAGAUACAAUUCAGAGUCAAAAUUCAAACAGUAAGCAGCUCAUUUUCAGGCAACUUGGUUAUGUCACCAGUUCCUCCUCAAUCUUCUAAAUAUCUAGAUAAGUUUCAACUCAUUGACCAUGCGUCUCUGACUGAAUCGGUUAAGAAUUUAAAACCCACAACCUGCUGCCUUGAUAUGCUGCCUACAAAUCUAAGUUUUUAAUUGUGUUGCACCACAAAUUAUAAAAAUAGUAAAUUUCCCAAGGCCUUGAAAACUGCAGUAAUCAAACCUCUUAAAAAAAGCCUAAUCUGGAUGCUUCAGUACUAAGUAACUACAAACCGAUAUCAAACCUUGCGUUUCUGUCAAAGAUCAUUGAGAAAGUUGUUUAUCAACAAAUUCACUCUUUUUUGACCCAAAACAAUCUCUGUAAUGCUUUCCAGUCUGGUUUUCGACCAAACCACAGCAAUGAAACUGGACUUAUUAAGGUAUAAAAUGACAUACGUCUUAAUACUGAUGCAUCAAAAACAUCAAUAGUGUUACUUCUGGAUCUCUGUGCUGCAUUCGACACUGUUGACCACAACAUAUCGCUCUGUAGACUGAAGAAGUGGGUCGGACUUUCUGGUACAGUGCUAAAUUGGCUCAAAUCUUAUUUAGAAAAUUUCGCCUUUUUGUCUCACUAGGUAGUUGUGAAUCUGAGCGAACAAAGCUGACAUGUGGGGUCCCCCAGGGCUCCAUCCUCGGGCCACUUUUGUUCAAUAUUUUUGUGCUCCGACUGGAGCAGAUCAUGGAGUAUCAUAACAUCUCGUACCACUUAUGUGCCGAUAACACACAGCUCUAUACCACAGUGUCCUAUAUGACUACAGUCCAUUGCAGUCGCUGAUCAAAUGCAUCCAACAAGUCAAUCAGUGGAUAGGCCAGAACUUUCUCAAACUCAACUGUUUUUAGUUGUGCUUGUGGAAAGUCUAUCACAGGGAUCUGGGGUUAAAAAAUGGCCCAAAGGAGGUCUGAUUUAUGGCCAACAGAGAGGCCAUGAAUAGCCUUAAAGGUACAGUAUUUAGAAUCAUAAGGCAGAGCUAACUUGGUAGAAAUACAAUAAAACAUCAAGUAUGUAAAGAUUUGUGCAUAGAGAUUUGUGCAUUUGUGGGCUGAUUUAAAUAUUAAACAAAUAUGACCAGGUGAAGGCAUGUUGUUUGGUGUCUUAAUUUAAUACAGCACAUCAGAGAAAGUACCUGAGGGCCAAAAUCAUUAACACAAUGAAGUGCAGUUGUUGGAAGUCUCUGUCACCUAUAACCUAUGCAUGGUGUUGGGCGAACCAUGUCUUUCAAAGUCUCAUCUUUAGUUCCUACUGAAAGCUUUUUGCAUCUCUAUUUCUCUUACACUUUAAUCUCCUGUCUGUCUCCUCACAUUCGAAGGCAAAAAGCAGGAAACAUAAACAGUCAGGAGAAAAAACAGAAAAAAAACAGAACUGCUUCAAAGCCACCAGUGGUUAACAACAUCUCUUGUUGUACAGGUUAGCACAGCAGAUUACCUGAUUGGUUUAAUGUAGAAAUACAAUAGAAUAGAAUAGAGAAGAAUAGAAUACUCCUUUUAUUGAUCCCCCAUGGGAGAAUUUUUUUUUGCCACAGCAGCAUCACAAACAAAGAUAGUGCAAAAAUGCAGUUAUAAAAAUAAAGAUCCUAAUAUUAAGAACUUAAAUGUAAUAAUUAAGAAAAAAUUUAGAAAAAGGGAGAAGAAAAGAAAAAUAAAACUAUAUACAAUAUACACAAUUUAAGUACCUGAAAAAAAGUAGUGGUGUGAGUCCAGUUUUAUUACAGUUCGUUGUAAAGUCUUAUUGCAGAAGGGAGGAAUGACCUGCGGUAGCGCUCCGUCUUGGAAGGUGGAAGUCUCAGUCUGCUGCUGAAGGAGCUGCUUAAGGUCCCCACAGUCUGGUUAAGUGGGUGAGAGAGAUUGUCCAUGAUGGAUAUAAGCUUUGCUAACAUCCUCCUCUCACCCACCUCCUCCAGGGAGUCCAAAGAACAGUCCAGGACAGAACUGGCCCUCCUGACCAGUCUGUUCAGUCUCUUCCUGUCCCUCUCGGUGCUCCCUGCCCCCCAGCAGACCACUGCAUAGAAAAGUGCAGAUGCUACCACAGAGUCAUAGAAAGUCCUGAGCAGAGUCCUGCACACUCCAGUCUCCUCAGCAGGUGGAGACAACUUUGGCCCUUCUUGUACAGGACGUCUGUGUUGGUUGAGAGUUGGUUCUUGAUCAUCAAACUAUGAGCGUGGUCUAGACCUGCUCUUGCUCUUUAAAAAGCGUCUUGAGAUGACAACUGUUGUGAAUUGGCGCUAUAUAAAUAAAAUUUGAUUGAUUGAUUGAUUGAAGUAUGAUUGAAGUAGCUCUGAAAGACAUUUGGUCUGAUGGUCUAAAUAUGUCUUUGUAGUGGUUGUGUAUCCCUUUCCUGCUGCUCAACCCCACAUCCACAAACAUCGCCCUGACUGCAUUUAACAACACCUACCAGGAACCCUGGAUUGGAAAGCUGGACCAAAAUAAUGUCUGGAAGUGGAUCGACGACUUCUUGAUGCUUGUAAGACAAAAAAAUUAAUCAGUAUGACAUUUAUUUGGUUCAAUCCCUGACAGUUAUAGACAAAAGUAACCCUGUACUCCAGCUGAAUAAAACAAUCAAGUCAGACUAGAUAUUGCAUCCUUGCAUUCAAAGUAAUUUAGAGAAGAUAUGACAUUUAUGUGACCUCACUCUGUUGUGAUCAACAUUACAGUCAGAAAGAGUGGGCUGCUCAAAAAUUUUAAAAUGACUGCACAGACAUAUCAGAACAAAGCUAUAUUGUUAUAUUCCCAAAUGGCAAUGAUAACUUUUAGCUAUUGACUGAUAUUAAAAGCUUUUUCGUUCAUACACGACACAAAAAAUUAUGCUUCUUUAACAGAGUCCUGCCUACCCCACCUUUAAUUCAAUGUUACAUACCAAUUAGUCUGAUUAGUUCAUUAGUCAUAAGUACAAGCAGCUAUUCCAUUACUCAUCCCUGGCUGAUUGAUAGCACAUAGUAGCAAACUAUCUGUACAAAUGGUAUAUCAGUUUGAAACUGCAGGUUCAUCUGUAGGUUUCCAAAUAUUACUGUUUGUAUUGAAUAAAAACAGCAUCAUUUGUUGUUUUUGGCUUCCUUUAUCAGUAAAAACAAAUGCAUGCAUCCAAAACAAUAUCUGAACCUUGCAAAUUUUAGAUGUUUUACUGUGCAUUGAAAAGGGCUUCACACAAGAAGGUCAGUGCUCCAAAUGUUGUUGAGUCUGAAUUGAGAGAAAGCUAAAACACUAGAGUGGCACUGUGUGACCAAAUAGUAAAUCUUGAAUAGGUGCUGGUUAAGUGAGAAUAAUUCAGAAAAAAAUGGAUCAAUAUUCACUCUCCUUUUCCCCCCUGCUCUGUUCUGUCUUUUCCAGGGUCUUGGUAGUGUCUCUUUUCAGAGCUUCCACCAGAGGACGCUGUCUGCCUGCUCAUCGCUCACAGCUCAGUUAACAUGCUAUGCAGCUGCUGUUGUUAUUGCCAUACUGGGGAUCCCGCCUGUUUUGAUCGGCGCUAUUGCUGCCUCUACAGGUGAGAACAUCAUGAAACCUUUAAACAGGAAUUCUUGGUAUUGUUGGACCAAACUGCAGUGUAAAUAACACAAACAAUACUUCUUUAUAAAUGGCCUCCAUAAAUCCAUGGCUUCUACAGAUAACACAGAGUUACUCUGACUCAUUGAGUACAGAUAACAAAGAGUGUAUAGGUGGAUGCAUAUUUUUCUGCUUGGGGGGUUUCAACAGAGAUCUGUCAGUGCUUGGAUCUCAGGUAUAACAGGCUUAUCCAGGUAAGAGUCAAUGUAAAAAAGGAAAACACUCUAGAUACCAGACAUUUCUGUGAGCUUACUUACUCUAAGAAGCCCAUUUCUUAUUUCCUGAAAGCCACAGAGAGAUUGCUCAGUGAUAAACACAGUUGCAGUUGCAUAUGCCCCUACUGUAACACUCUUGUUUCUUUUAUCCAGGAAACACUAAGCCAUUUUUAGCUUUUAAAGUCUCAGGCAAAAAUUACUUUUCAUUAUAAGCUGAUUUAGCUGACAUGUAUGAGAACUGAUACCACAUCUUUGUUUUUUCGAGUAUAAGUUUGACUUAAUUUUUUAAACAUUGAGAAAUUAAUUUAUUUAAUACUAAUGUGCCAGUAUAUUUCCAUUUGAGAGGAUAGGCAGCAGACAGGAUGACUUAAAACUCAAUGUAACUAAAGAUAGGAUUAUUCACAUCAAGAUAAGAUUAAACCAGCAUGUGGACUCAUCUCUGGCUGCUGGUGUUCUCUGCUGUUUGUUAUUUAUGGAAUUUGUUGUUGUUACCACAGUGUAAUUUCCAAAGCCAUGGAGUGAUUUCCAAACCCAGUUUCAGGAGGGCAGGGUUGGUUAUUCUGCUAUGUGUUUCACAAUUUGUUUUCACAAUUCAUGAGAUUUACAACGGGUUUUAUUACAGUAUCAAAGUCAGCUUAAUUGGCCAAGUAUGUUACGUAUACCAUCAGUUAAAUUCUGGUAAACUUAUUCUCUCUCUAUGUAUGAGCAGUAAACAAUAAAUACCGAACUUACAUGUGUAAGACUGUAUUUAACAGUAGACUAGUACAUUCAAAGCUGUGUAAGACAGUUGUGACUAUAGUCAUGAUGAAUCAGCCUAAUAAAAUAUGUAUAAGAGAUGAGUUUAUUUAGAUAGCCCUCAAAAUUAUACAUUAAGCAUAGUGCAUCUAUAAUAUUCUGAUUAUGUUAAUGCCUUUAAACAAUGAAAGAUAAUGCCUUGUUGUUUUCUUGUGAUAACAUCAAGUCCCUCUGGUGGUCAUGUGUAAAGGUAUAUUUGGCUGUUUCCAACAUGUUUUCUAAGCUUUUGUUCAUUUAAAAAACACAUCACAGGUUCAGCCCCUGUGGUUAUCCGCAGCGUCUCAGUUUCUGAACAUAUUAUCCAUGCAGUGAUCAGAGUUGGUUGGGUUGUGAUAAUAAAACACCAAAACAAACAGGGUGAGUGCUCAAGAAGAAUUCACAUGGCCAGUGUUUAAGAUCAAAAACUAUUGUUUCCUUUGGUGCUACGAACUGACAGUUGUGUUGGUAUUUGCAACCAGAGACAGAGCAGCUGACAUGUUUGGUAACUGUUUGGCCCUAACCUUUGAAAUCUUGACUGUGCAACACCAAAGCAAAACCAGAAUAACCUUAAUAACUUCAACCACUAUUAGAGGUUGGUGUCAGAUGACAGUGAGUGAUACAUUUACUGUUGACAGAAGCAGGAUUAGACUUUUGCCAAAAACAGGACUUUCACACGUACAGGACAGAAUCUGCAAAGAUCUAUCACAGAAUUUUGGCCAGUAUUCAGUGUGAGUGCUACACAGCUGUUGUGUCUCUUGUCUAGACUGGAAUCAAACGCUGUAUGGUUCUCCAUCUCCGUUUGCACGUGGUGAGGACAGCUUGGUCCUGCCCCUGACUCUGCAGUACCUUACUCCAUCUUACAUCUCCAUCAUUGGGAUCGGAGCUGUAGCUGCUGCUGUCAUGUCAUCCACAGACUCGGGCCUGUUGUCUGCCACUUCUGUGUUCUCUUCAAAUAUCUACAAAAACAUCCUGCGUAAACAGGUAAAGAGGAAAACAGCUCAGAAGGGCAGCAGCUCAGUCAAACGGGUGAUAAAUUUAAGGAUAUCCUGUUUUCUCACUGAAGUUGUUCAAAAACGAACAUGCAGCUGUCAUUAAUUUUAUCUGGCACGCUGAACAAUUUAUAGAACACAUUGUGUAAAAAGCAAGUGAACUCCCACCCAUGUUGGUAGUAGAAAGGUUGAAAUCUGCCUCUGUGUAGCUCUACCUCUUAAGUAACCAACUGGGGUCGGACAUGCCCUGAUUAACUCGACACCCGUUAGACUGCUCACUUUAAAUGGUUUAACAUCUUUAAAGCUCAGGAAAAUAAAAAGUCCUUUCUUAUGUGUUUAGGCAUCAGACUUUGAAAUGCAGUGGGUGAUCCGGGUCACAGUGGUGAUAGUGGGUCUGAUUGGGACAUCCAUCACCUUCUACACCAACAGCACCCUGCUCCUCUGGAUCCUCGGAGCAGAUGUCUCCUACACCCUGUUGUUUCCUCACCUAAUCUCCAUUCUCUUCUUCAAUGUAACGAACGGCUAUGGUGCGAUGACAGGUUACCUCGUAGGACUGACUGUCAGGAUCUUGUUGGGGGAGAACACGGUUGGACUUCCUGUUGUUCUCUGUCUUCCUGGGUGCACACUGCAAGAUGGCGUCUACAUCCAAAAGGCCCCUGUCAGGACAAUCACCAUGCUUUGCACUACUGUAACCAUCUUGUCUUUUUCCUGGCUGGCUGCAUCCAUGUUCAACCACAGCCUAGUGCCUGAGAGGUGGGAUGUUUUUAAAGUAAAAAGUGGUGUCAUUGUUUCAGCAGCAGACAGUGUCACACAGAAUCAUAAAGAAGAAACUGAAAGUGAAGCUGAGUGUGACGAGAAUGGACUCGUGUUACGGCCAAUGACAGAGUCAUGACUGUUUCUCCUUCCUUUUGAGAAGUAUCUUGUCUAAAUUCUAACAAGAUCUGUGUGUUUUCAGAUGAAUAUUUAGUUUAAAUUUUUCUUUGGAGGGGGAAGUGUUUUUUUUUUUCUUUCUUUCUUGAAGUGGGGUUGUAAAAGGCACUGUUUGUCAAUAGUACGUGUAGUAAGUGUGGUCAGCUGGGCCUCUUUGUUGAGAAACCAGAACAAGAACUAGAAUGGAAGCUGGGCCUCUUGCUUUCAAAGUGGCACUGAUGGGGAUGUUGCAAGGGGCCCCCCAAAAGUUAUAAUACAAAUAGAAUGGGUAAAACUUUUUAUAAAACACUGCAAAUCAAAAUUUCAUGCUUUAAACUCAAGUGACACUAACCGUUACACACAGGCUCAACUGUGCCCCUAUCUCAAAAAGUUGUUCAAUCAUGGCAACAGUCUAAACGUGAAGAUUUGUUGUGUUCUGUUAUUGGCCUUUUUUAUUCACUAUAAAAAUAGUGUGGUUGUUUGGCUGCUGUAUCAUUUUAGGUUGCUCUGAUGUCAGUGCCUGUCCACCUUCAAUAAUGGUGGGGAUCACCAGUCUUUUGUUCAGUUAUUUGGAGGAUUUUUAUAUGAAAAGUUUGGGAACCUUUCAGCCAUGCUACCUAGCUGCUCCAAAGUCAUCUCGAUCAAGUAAUUCAGCUAAUUUUAACAAAGUCUGAGUUAAACUAGUGGACAGUUGUAAGCCUGCACUCAGGUCCUGCUGGCCCCCAAAGCUGAUCACUGUGCAACAUGCGGAGGAGCACUUAUGAGACACUUCUGCAAAUGGCUCAACAACAAAUGGGGUUAGUGGCGACAAAGAAAAGCACUGACUUUUUCUCCAUUAGCUAAAUCACUGUAGAGUUGACCUUGUCUGCAGCAUUGAUAGCCUAACAUCUGUGCUGGCUGUUUUCUCAACUUAGGGGCCAAGCUGACCAGGUCCACUGUGGUUGAUACUUCUACAAGGACUUCAUACACCCAUUCUUUCAAAGAAUCAGACUACUUCUCAAAGAUGCUCACUGAUAUUAGAUGCUGAUGAGGGUUGUUGUUUUUUACUUUGACACUACCCUUUAUUGAAUAAAUGGAUCAUCAUAUUGUAUUAUGGUGAUCAACAGAUUCCAUUUUAUUCAGACGCUCACAGUUCUAUGGAUUUUUCAAGAUUUAGGCGAGUUUAGGCCAAACUCCAUGAGAUGAAGAAGUAGUUUUGAAGUGAAAUUUUUAACUGUCUCUAACUCUGGAGAUUACAAAAUCAUCACUUAAAAAGUUUAAUGGCCACCAGAUGUGAGACCAGAAAUAUUAUAACAACCAUGCAAGGCUUUAAUUGGGAAACUUGCAAAGACAGAAAGAAACAUAGAUGUAUCGGACGGAAGACUGGGGGGAGGGGUCACUGACUCUGAGCUGAAACCCAUCAGGAAAAUCAUCCAAUCUGAAAUCACAGGGACAGGAAUCUAAGGGUCUAAAAUAGAGAGGUCAAGAUAAAAUAAAAUAUGACAUAAGUUAUUCAUGCAUCAAAUAAAAACAGAUUUGGUGUAACAUUGCAAACAUUUCUCAGUAGAUUUAGCAAUUCUACCCUCCAAUAACGAGCUCUUCUAUUUUCACUGGUGCACAUUCACCUCAGCGGCCCACAAGUUAUUGCUGGCACGAGACAUCUCCCUGCCACCGUCUUUGCUUUCUGGCAGCCCUCGACUCUUGGCUCGGGUGGCCUCUUCCCCCUCCAUACACUCUGAUUUCUCAAUGGUGUACUCUGGCACAAAUAAGUACCACAGAAAUUCUGAUUCCAGAGUAUCACUAUUAAAACCAUUACCCUGAUUUGAGACAGGAUGUUUUAAUUUGUGAGCACUGAAAAGCAGCUUCUCUAUUUGUCCAGCUUUCCAUGAAGGCAGGCGUGGAAGAAACAGAAACUUUAAUCUGUAGUUCGAACUGCAGCCAGAAAGAGUAUGAAGCUUUGGAGGGCUGAUUUUGACUUACCUUAGUUUCAGAAAUUGUUACGACACAAAGAUUAUUGAAAGUCAUUUUAUAUGGACAGGGUUUAAUUAAAGCUAACUACAUUCUCUAAAGAAUUUGGUUAUUUAACCAACUGAAGGACUCAUUGAGGACAUGCACUGACUAGAAGCUUUUAGGAAACUCAGACAAGCUUUUGUUUGUAAGAUUUAUCUGGGGAGUGUUUUAACACUCCUUCACCACAGGUCAGCUCUUAGAUCCCCAAACACUGUAACCUGUAUCAUAACCACUAACCAUAGCUCGACUUUACCGUGCAUGCAACAGAGGACAGUGGACAAAGUGAUACCUCAGCUACCUUUGAUGAUUUAGUCCUAAACAUUUAUUGGUGGUGCCUUUUAACUGUGACAUAUAUCACUCACUGUUAGUAUUUGCUGUUGAAAACAUUAAGCCUCUUCCUUUUAUGAGCUGUCAAUAGUCUUGACUGACAGCCACUUCCUUUGAGAGGUUAUAUGCAUCAAAAAUUCGCACAUAAAGUUUGUCAUUCUUGUGGUCGAUGGACUUGUUCACUUUAGUGGGUCAACAAAGGGGGUCAUUGUAAAAUUCAGUCUGUUUCAUAGCCGGGUAAAAACUCAUAGAAGCUGAAAUAAAAAAAUACAUAUAUCUUAUGUAAUCGCUGAAGAGCAUAAAUCAUAUAGCUCCACUCCUCCUUAAGUUAUGUAAUAAUUUGUUUCUCAAUAGAUCAUGCCAGUGAGCUAUAUUUGCCCCCACAUAAGUGUAACACAAGCCCUGAAGGGCAGAUUAAUAUCAGCAGCCGGCUGUGCUCUACCAUUGGCUCUGGAGCUGAAACAUGGCCGAUCCAUGCUGCAAAAACAGAACAUGGUAAUAUUGAUUUUGAGUGCACAGUGUUAUUCACUUUAGGGACACCACACUUAUGGAGCUGUAUGAGGUGAGAUCCAAGCUGGAGAGAGCCUUUAGACUGAUUUAGUGAUUUGUUAGGAGCUGACCUUGUGUUAGCAGUAGGCUUUCACCAUGUGCCUCUGUCUCAGAGGAAUGAUGCAUGGGACCUAAUAGGGCCGCUGAGGUUGGAUGUGGGUCAAUCUAUUUUGGAACAGGAAGACUUGACUAACUUGCGUCAUAAAUUUAGACAAGAUUCCCUGACCUACAUGUUUCUUUGUGAUGAGACUGGUGUCGCUAAGAUCCCAGCAGCCACCCUGUUACCCAAGCCCUCGGUUUAGAGACCAAAAUAGUCCUCAAGUGUUUGGUGACUUGCUUUACGCGGGGGGGGGGGGGCAUGCUGUAUUUUAAGCCAAUAAGACAGCUGUUUCACAUUUCAGAAAAAGGUUGAAACAGGAUCUAAUGUUGCCCGGCUCAUAAACAACCUUAGACCCGGUUAGUGUUAUGUUAUAGCCAAAGUCAAGUAGCAGUUUGUGCCAUAGCCUUUCACUUAGACCAGUGUACUUUUUUAAAACCUUUGUAAAGUGAACGGAUAUGUCAGUGAAAUAUACAAUGAGUGUUGUCACAAAGUAAUAAAACCUGACAGACAAAUAAAAAAAAUUUGUCCAGGGUGGUACCAGGUACAGAUUUUUUAUUUCGACCUAUCAAACAGUUCAAUAAACACCAUCAUAGACCUGUUCUGUUUGGUCUAGUUCUGUGCCAUCCAGCUCUUUGAGACCUAAAAUGUUUCUCCCUCUUUCUCUGCCACUGUAGCUACCAGAAAUCUUUGUGUGAAUUGAUUUGACUGGAUUUAAACCUAGAAAAUUCCUAAUCAGUACUCUGUCUAUUGGUCUGCUAUUCACAGUAAUAUGUCUGUGACAGAGAUACACCAGAUUGUAGGAUGCUUUAAUGAAAAAGCAAGUAUUUAACAGCCCUGCCAUAGUAAAUCACAAAUUUAUCAUCCUAGCAGGGCCACUGACUGUUAAAGUGUGCUUUUUGUUGUUGUUGUGGUUUUUUUGGCUUCACAUCUCUCAGUUGGUAGAAAUUGCUCUUGUGAGCAUCAACUGUAAAAUCUUUGAAAACAAAAUACACAAUUUGUUGUGUCCUAACCCCAGACAGAAACUGUAGCUGGACAAUACAUGUGGGCAUAAACACACAUGCCAGCCCUCUUAAAAAUAAUUAAUUACUAGGGCCCUAUAAAAACAUAAACACAAUCUUACUGAUAAAUACCUCUGAGUUUUCUUCUGCAUCUCCCAAGUCCUGGGGUGGUUAAUGCUGGAGUCCAAGUCGUAUCCUAGUCCUGGACUCCAGUACUAGAGUGCCACCUUAAGUGUUGCUUUUGGGACCAGGUACUGUAUUAAUAUACAUAGAUCAAUAAAUACUUGUACUUGAUAUGUGUUCAUUUAUCAGGUCAAGUAGAGCAGGAGAUGAAAUGAAAUGUUGAUUUUUUUCUCUAAAAAUGAUAAAAUCUCUGGAGUACUUAAGAAAAAAGAAGAGCAACGGUGAGUUUAAGACAGAGGUUUAUGUCAUGACUAAUAAAUAGAAAAUAAGCUAUAACUCCAUAUUAAAACAAAGGUUCAAGAGCCACACUAACCUGACAGAGUAUUCACUGGGGGAGAUUUUGUCACAGACCCAAAUACAUAACACCAUGUGUUUCUUGUGAGCACUCAUACUGUAACCUACACUGUAAUGUACACUAAAACUUUCUCUGCAAGGAGAAGCACGUCUACAAAACAACCACCCAAGAGACCACCACCAGCAGGCUAAUCCUACUGCAUGCAAGGAUGUGAAACCCACUUGUACUCCCUGCCACUUCUGAGAAAGCAGCAUCGGUCACCUGGGGCCUGUUCUACGAAGCAGGAUCACUGCUUAGAGAGGUAACUUCGAGGGUAAGUUCGGGGUUUCCUGUUCUACGAUGCAGGUUCACUUCUUAGCGAGGCGAGUCUCCAUGACAAUGUACGCUGAACGGCUAACCUGCUCCGGGGCAGGUUAGGUUCCAGAUUGAACUCACAGAGUAUAAAAACCCCGCCCACUGAUCAAUGAGCUCUCUCGAAAAAUGGCUUGUCCAGGAUCUAUAGACCUCGGUGCUCGCAUUGUCCGAGGAGCACCCCGGCGCGCGAGAGUUUUCAGGGACCGCACGGACCCACUUCCUUUUCCAGAUGACCACCUUUAUAAAAGGCUCAUAUGGCCGACAUAUCACACUAAAAAUUUAAACACGUAAGGAAUGAACAAAUGAAUGAAUUCAUCUUGGAAAUGAAUGGGCUGCAUGGGCUGUGUGAUCACAGACAACAUCUCCAGUUUUAAAGACCCACUCUGAUGUCUAUAUGUUCAUAUGGCAUUUCUCUGACACUGAAGGACAUAUGAGAAAUCUAAGAUCAAAAUUGCAUUUCUGAGUAUUUCUGCAUUCAAAUCACUGUGAAUCUCUGGCAGACCCAAAUGGCAGGUUCAGACUCAGCGGGAUUUUCAACGUCACAAACCCAAGCUCCGCCCAAGUGCCCCACUCUGCAGGCCAACUCUGCAGUGUGUACAGAAGUAGACAGCAAUGCUUGUAAGAAAGCUAAUCAUGAUAUUAGCUUUCAUCAUGUCUCCAAAGACAUUAGUGUCCAAAAGCUGAAUAGCUCCUAUAUUACCUGCCACAUUAGGCUGCAAGCUAGAGUGAAGAGGAGUUUGAAGUGGAGGGUGCAGAGCAGUGCUGUCUCUGCCCACAACUCAAGUGAAUUGCUAAUGAGCUACUGGAGCUCUGCAGAAGCAAAAAGCCCUUGAAAAUGACACUGUUAAUGUGAUUUUAGCUAAAAACGUCAUAAUCACAAUUUUAAAACCACUGAGAACACUUUCAAUAGUAAAAAAACAAAAAAACUAUCAGAGUGGGACUUUGAAAAGAGUUUUGUCCAAAGGGGUCCUCUCUAAGGAUCUUGACUGGUCUGUGCAGUCUCCUUGAAUACAGCUGAGUGGUUCCAGGAUGUUGGGGCUAACUAUCCAGCCUUCCUGAGGUGUCAUGGGUCAAAACAGUGGUGAAUGGAGGUAACCCUGCUUAAGUGCUAGCUCUCACUGACCAUCUAACCCCAUCCAUCCUUCAGCCCGUGUAUUGGGGGACAUAAGAGGCCCAUGCUAGAUGAUGUCAUUUAUCGCUGCACCAUGAAUGUUGGAAUGGAAUUGAAAUGGGAUAGGCUUCUUUACGAGUGCUUAUCUUUUUCAUUAGAGCACGAGCUCUGGUGUUUAUUUUAAAAUGAGUCCACCUGCUCCUCACAGCAGUUAUGAGUAAGUCAUGAGAGACACUUUGACUUCCUCUAAGAUUUCCCAGUUGAGUACAGAUCCUCACAGGGCAGCAGUUGGGUCUAAAAUUAUAAUAAAGGUGACAAAAUGAUACCUUUGUUUUGAAUUUUUUUCGAUGAGCAAUGAAAAUAAAAUAUGUCAUGUCCUGUUUUGUUUUUCAGCUGCUUGUUUCUUUCAUUUUUUUUCAUUUCCUCUCUUUCUGCUGGUUAACACAGCCCUCAUCUUCUUAUCAGCUGCUUCGCUCUGAUUCCAUCAGUCCGUUAAUUUGUUUUCUCUAACCUCAACAUUCCUCAGAUACCCGGCAGACUUGCUUCCUUCAUCAGCCUGACCUGAUCUUUUAGCCUCUUUGUGGCUUUAUAUUGAGGGUUCUCACUGCUCCUCUGUGCUUGCUUGUUUAUCCACUUAAUGUCUCAUCCAGUUCCUGUUUUCAUGUUCUUGCCAGUUCCUAAUUUUGUUUUCAUGUUCCUUGAGUAUUCCUGAAUACUCCUGAUCUGAUGUCUGUCUGUCAUUCUGAAGCUCUUACAGUCCAAACCUGACUCUGUGUUUUAGUCACAAAUUCCACUGUUAGAGUUGGUUUCUGUUCCUGGCUUCCUUUUUUGUUUUUGGCCUUUCCUGAGCCUCAGACCAUGCAGGCACCUAUCAUCACCCCACCCCUCUCCCUGUUCCAGUCACUGUGUCUUUAUUCUUGGCCGAACUUUGGCUCCAUGAUGUGUUGCCAACAUUCUGCGUGUUCUUGACUCUCCAUGCCAUUGCCUGAUCAAACCUGCUUGCAUGUUGACAGCUGCUGAAAGACCUUGUCCCCAUAAACUGCCUUUUAACUCUAUCUCUUCUGUACUUGUGUCCGCAUUUUAGUCCAGCUUCAUAUCUGCAUUACCAGGUUCAUGACAAGUUUAAUGAGUUCUAGUAAUCUGUAUCCCGUGUUGGACCCCUGCCCAUCAGCUUGAAUAAUUUAAUUGGCGCUUCGUGUCUCAUUACAGUUUAGGUCUUUCAUGGGUUGCUGCUUUUUUCUAGGUAUAACUGUCAGUGUAGUGGUGGACUCUGACUCGACUUCUUUUCGUAAACUUGACUUACAUGACAUAACAUGAGUUGAUGAAUAAUCUGCAAGAUAAGAAAAAACAUGAUGUUGAGAAUUUAAACAGGUGUCUGAAAAAUCUCAACCUUAUAGUGAGACUGUUUAAUGACCCACAAAAGAAGUUACAAUUAUAACCAACAAAAUUUAGAAACUAUUAAAGAUAUUCCUGAAGCUACCCCUGCUGUUAUGAUGUUGGAUUUCUACCCUCAAUCUUAAUCAAUCAUUUUCAAUUCAGAUAGCGCCAAAUCACAAUAGUCGUUCUCCCAAAUCCCUUCUCAAAAGAGCAGAUCUAGACCAAAGUCAUUGUUUUCUGCAUCACAAAGAUGGAAAAGAUUUGACCCAUCUCAAACCAGCAUGAUUGAAGCACUUUCUGGUGGCAAGGAAAAACUUUUCUUUUAACAGGCAGAAACCUUUAGCAGAACCAGACUCAUGUUAGACAGCUACCAGCUUGUGGAAGAGGGGGGAUAGAUGGAUACCAAUAACAACAGCAGCAGCUCAGUCCUGGUUACAGAGCCAAUAAUAAUGGAAGAAUAUAAGUUCAGUUUACAGGAACAGGAAAUAAGUAAUAACGGACUAUGGUAAAUUAAUGUUACGUGAUUAAUUUCCCUUUGGAGAUCAAUGAAGUUCUUCUUCUUCUUCUUCUUCCAGCAGUCUGAACUAUUAGCAGCAACUAUAAACUAUACCUAAGUCCCAAAAUUCCUGUUGUUACACCAAAAAUAUUUAUUUCAACUAUUUUAAAUGUGUUCAAUAUGGGUCUUCAAUUUGUUAUCUACUGCCACAGGUACCAGACUUUUAUAUGAAGCAGGCUAUUAUUAGAGGCAGGUCUUUACCUCUCCGAUCUCCUCCACAUCGCCACCCCCUCACGCUCCCUCAGAUCCUCCUCCUCCUCCCUCCACCUCUCUGUGCCCUCUGCCCGGCUCAGCAUCAUGGGGAGCAGGGCUUUCAGUCGCUCUGCUCCCAAACUCUGGAACUCUCUCCCCCCGGAUCUCAGAAACAUGGACACCUCAAAUCAAAACUCAAAACACAUCUGUUUCAAAUUGCAUAUUCUCUUUAACUGUCCACCUUCAUACUUGUAUGUUGUUUUUAUUUAUUUUAAUUGUGUUUCUAACUGUGUUUUUAAUGCCCUGUACAGUGUCCUUGAGUGUCCAGAAAGGCGCUUUUAAAUAAAAUGUAUUAUUAUUGUUAUUAUUAUUACUUAUAAUAAUUUUUGCCAGUCUCAGAGAACUAUAAGUGCUCAUAUUUUAAAUAAAGUCAGGGUCAUACUCUCAAACUCCAGCUAAGACAUUACAUUAUUCCCAAAGCACAAAGGGUUUACUGCUUUAUCCAGAGGAAAUCACAUCUCUCUCUCUCUCUGUAAAUUAGCCUUAUUACUGCUCUUAAUUGACUACAGCUCCUCCUUUAAUACUAGUACUCCAACCGUACUGAUCAGCACACUACUCCACCUUGGCCUUUCCAGUCACCUCUGGACCGUGAGCAUAUACUUCUUAACAAACUACCCUUAAUCUGUCAUCUCACCUCUUCUCCACCCUCAUACUUAGCACUGGCUUCCCACAGGGCUGCAUGCUGAGUCCACUCCUGUACUCUCCCUUCACUCACGACUGUAAAUCUUCCCA